CUAAAAUUCAGUAUACUUUGAGACUUCAAGUAGUAAACAUCGUGUUAAAUAAGAAUAAAUAAAUCGAAAAUGUCAGGCAAAGGAGGAAAAGUUCGUUCAAAAGCAAAGAGUCGAUCAAUGAGAGCAGGAUUGGCAUUUCCUGUUGGUCGAAUUCAUCGUUUGUUGAAGAAGGGCAAUUAUUCUGAACGUGUUGGUGCUGGUGCUCCUGUCUAUCUUGCUGCUGUAUUGGAAUAUUUGACAGCAGAAAUCUUGGAAUUGGCAGGAAAUGCAGCACGUGAUAACAAGAAAUCUAGAAUCAUCCCACGUCAUCUUCAGUUGGCUAUUAAGAAUGACGAAGAAUUGAAUAAGUUGUUGACUGGAGUUACAAUCUCGCAAGGAGGUGUCUUGCCAAACAUCCAUUCAGUUUUGUUGCCCAAGAAGACUACAAAACGUAACAAUGAUGAAUAAUUGAGGAACAUUGAUUAUCAAAACUAUAAUAAAGACGUAGCAUUUAAGACAUUUAGUAAUUUUUGAAGAGAAAUAAAAAAUAAGGUCGUUAUAUAAAGAAUAAAAAAAGCGUGGUGUAAAUAUGGUUUUAAGCAAGCCCGUAUCGCUAGACAUUGACUGGAAGAUUCAUAAUGUGGAAAAGGAACGUCUAAAUGAAGGAAAAUCAGUGUCAUCGAAUGUCUUUGAGAUAACUUUCGACGAAAGAGAUACAAAAUGGUAUUUCAUUGCAAGAGUUGAAGAUUCUAAUCUUGGAGUUUAUCUUCACAUGCAAGAACCAAGAACUACUGGAUUUUCAACAAAAUGUGAAAUUUUCGUUCGUACUUUAAUUAAUGAAAAGGAGAAGAUUUGUCAAUUUGAAAGAGAUUACAGUACAUUUGAAGGUGGACGAGGAUGGAAGAAUUUGAUUUCAGUUUCUGAAUUGACCGAAAAAUCAUCUAAAUACAUUAAAAAUGGAACUUUAAGAAUCGGAGCAAAGAUUGAGCUCAUAAAAGCUGAUGACAAUGACAAUAAACCAUCAACAAGUGCCUGUGAGCAUAAUUCAAUAUUUGAGCAUUUCUACAACUCAAAAAUCUUCAGUGACUUAACAAUCGUCUGUUCUGACAAUAUUGAGAUUCAGGCACAUCGAUUUGCUCUUGUUUUUUGCUCACCUGUCAUGAAAAAAAUGGCAGAAGUAGACUUCAGUAGCAUAAUAAAGGUUGAAGACAUCGAUAGUGUUGCAAUGACUGAGAUUUUACGGUACAUUUAUAUUAAAGCUGUUAAUGGCAUCGAUAAAUUGGCACCAAAAUUAAUUUAUGGAGCUGUAAAGUAUGAACUAAAUGGAUUAAAGGAGCUUUGUAUAACUGCAAUGACCGAUAAUUUGUCUAUUGAGAAUGCUGUUGAUUCUUUCUUGCUGGCUGAUCAAUAUGAUGCUAAAGAAUUGCUUGAUCGUAGCAUUGAGUUCAUAAAAGAAAAUCAUCAAUUAUUGAUUGAAAAUGCAGAGGAUUGGGACAAGUUAAAAAAGAAGCAUUUAAAUAUGCUUUUAGGACAUUAUAAGCAGAAACCGGAAAAAGUUUUGAUACUCGUUUCAUCAUUCCAUAAGUUUUAAAGUUCAGCUCAAGUUUCUUUUUUGUUAAGCUUUCAAUCAAUGUAAAUUUACAUUCUAUUCAGUCACAAUAAAACUUAAAAUUU
Chironomus riparius is the source of this 1653-nucleotide messenger RNA. The record is from the annotation of a GenBank genome assembly. NCBI's taxonomy places the organism in Eukaryota, Metazoa, Arthropoda, Insecta, Diptera, Chironomidae.